This is a messenger RNA of Anguilla anguilla (European eel), 1050 nucleotides long. RefSeq lists its product as uncharacterized. Gene Ontology annotation, molecular function: G protein-coupled receptor activity. Lineage: Eukaryota; Metazoa; Chordata; Actinopteri; Anguilliformes; Anguillidae. Gene Ontology annotation, biological process: G protein-coupled receptor signaling pathway; sensory perception of taste. The transcript is spliced from 2 exons. The coding region runs from base 1 to 1050 and encodes 349 amino acids. The record is from RefSeq and is a predicted model, not a curated record. Gene Ontology annotation, cellular component: membrane.
AUGACUUCAUCCAGCUGUGCCACGGUGCUGUACCUGUGGAAGCACAUGAAGAUGAUGCAGGCGACCCCUAACAGCUCCUUCUCCAGCCCCCACCUGCAGAGUCAGUGGAGGGUCACCAUCACAUGCAUCAUCCAGGCUGGACUCUCCAUCUUCAGCUUGCUCUUGCUGAUUACAUGUUUUUUCUGCUCCUGUCUGCUGCUUCCAAAAAGCGGGCAAGAGGAAGGCAUAAAGCAGCCACUUUUACUGCUUCUGUGGUCAGUGGUGGGAUGUAACGGCUUGGUGCAGUUCACCAUACUUCUCUCUGUCUGUCUGACAUUCUCAGAAAUAAAUAAGGAACCGGGGAUUGAAGACAAAAAGUGGUACUUACUGUGGUUGAGCAUUCUCUUCAGCAUGUCUCCCACUGCAUGGCUAAGCGUCUUCUACCACAUCAGAAUCGUCCCUGCCCAACGUGCGUUCUUCAUAUGGAUGAAGAGGAACUUCAAACCAGUAGUUUACUGGGGUUUGGCCAUUGACAGGGUCCUUAUUUUGUCUGACAGCGUGAUUACUGUUGCAUACAUUUUUUCACUAAAGGACAAAGGGCCUAAACAACAAAAUGGCAGCGUUACUUCAGCAUCUGUCAAUGAUUCCGAGGCUGACAAAGGCAUUGAGAAUGUCAGGACUGGAGUUGAAGUGUCCUAUUUCAUUCUUUGUGUAAUUGCAAUGACUUCAUCCAGCUGUGCCACGGUGCUGUACCUGUGGAAGCACAUGAAGAUGAUGCAGGCGACCCCUAGCAGCUCCUUCUCCAGCCCCCACCUGCAGAGUCAGUGGAGGGUCACCAUCACAGGCAUCAUUCAGGCUGGACUCUACACCUUCAGCUCACUGUGGAUUAUCCUGGACUAUUUUAUUCCUGAAUUCGUAGAUUUUGAAAUUCUGUGCACAGUCAUUUCCUUCUUCUCCGUGGGCACCAUGAUAAACUUUGGCUUUGGACAGACCCUGUUCCGGCAGCGAGCAGCUGAUCUGUGGAACAGAGCUGUGCAGAGCACUCAGCUGUGUGGAUUCAACAGAGCAUGA